Molecule: messenger RNA, 1170 nt
Organism: Mytilus californianus (California mussel)
Lineage: Eukaryota; Metazoa; Mollusca; Bivalvia; Mytilida; Mytilidae
Exons: 4
Coding region: 28-1170 (380 amino acids)
Source: RefSeq, a predicted model, not a curated record
CAAUCACAACAAGCAGACGUUAGCUAAAUGGCCACAAAACGAAGAUUUGCAUCCCUCGAGGACGAAGAUAGGGAAAAUCUAUUAGAAAAUGUGGAUGCAAAAAAUACUAAGAGGCAAACCAACACAGCUCUUAAUAGUUUUCGUGAAUAUUUUACGGAGAAGAGCCUACCACUCGACUUUGAAUCUUAUGAAGAUGAACAAUUGGACGACGUUUUGGCUAAAUUUUAUAUGGAAAUGCGCAACAAAAAUGGUGAUAUGUACAAAAAGUCAACCAUGCAGUCGUACCGUCAAGGUUUGCAACGUCACUUGUCCAAAACAAGGGAUAUUGACAUACUCAAAGGUGACAAUUUCAAGAAGUCAAAAAAAGCAUAUCAAUGUACCGGUAUGACAAAGGAGCUAAAAAGACUUGGUCUGGCAGCUGUGGAGCACUAUCCAGCAAUUGCUGAUGUUGAUAUGGAAAAGAUGUACAUGUUUUUCUGUACAGAUUUGGAAAGUCCAAAAAUGCUCCAGUACAAGGUAUUUGUGGACAUAAUGAUUCAUUUCGGUCGUAGAGGCAGGGAGAACCUGGCUACCUUGACAAGACAGGACUUUGCAGUUCAACCAGAUCCAGAGGGUACACUUUAUGUUUAUAAAACCCAUGAUGAACUAACAAAAAAUCAUCAGACAGAUAGUGAAAAGUCUUCUGAUGGUAGGAUGUAUGAAAUCAAAGAUGGCUUUAAAGCAGUGGGUGUUUUAACAGGUAUUAUUUCAAAGCUACAGAUGUUUGGAUUAUCUGGGGAAAAUGUAGAUCAGUUAAACAAUCUAAUGGCAUCCUUAAAUCAACACUUAAAGUUUGAAAUUAAAGGACACUUAAAAAUGAAAUCACCAUGCAUAGAUCAUUGCACAGUAAACAGUUUGAGUGACCCUAAAUAUGAUGUCUUCCAAAAGAAAUGUGAGCAUAGUACAGGUUGUGAAGAAUGUGAAGUAGUGGAAAAAGCACUUAAUGUAGUACAAAUACCAUUUAUGAGAAAGAAAUCUUUCAUACCAGGCUCGGUUCAUAACAAAUAUAAAAAAGAAAACUCAGAUGUAACAACAGAAACUGAAGAUUUUCCGAGAACAACUGUUAUAACAGAAACUGAAGAUAAUUCAGAGGAUGAACCUUUAUUUGCAUUCCUGAGGAAAACUGUUUAA